This is a messenger RNA of Lycium ferocissimum, 3032 nucleotides long. RefSeq names its product lysine-specific histone demethylase 1 homolog 2. Gene Ontology annotation, molecular function: oxidoreductase activity; protein binding. Lineage: Eukaryota; Viridiplantae; Streptophyta; Magnoliopsida; Solanales; Solanaceae. The transcript is spliced from 2 exons. Bases 432 to 2723 code for a protein of 763 amino acids. The record is from RefSeq and is a predicted model, not a curated record.
UAAGAAAUCCACAAUUCCAAGCUUUUUGUAGUUUUUGGAUUUUUACGAGUUAUCUUACUGAUCAAUUUUAUUAACCAGUUUAGUAGUAUUUGUUAUCAUUUUGUCUUACCCUCCCCAGACUCCACUUGUGGGAUUAUACUGAGUCUGUUGUUGAUGUUGGUAAAUAAUUUUCCUUUACUUUACCGAGAUUGCCAAGACUGAACUAAAUUGAUAUGUUGUACCAGAUGCUGGAACAGUUGAAUUUUGUAACAAACACAGACUAUAAUUAGGGUGAAUUCAGGAUAUUUAUCGAUGUAGAAAAUUUCACCUCCAUUGCUUAAAGCCAUGAUGUUUGAAGUUUCUGCCUAAGAAAUGUAAAAGCGGCUUUCUAAUAGGCUAAAAGAUCCAGUUUGUUCGAAUUUUGAGAGCUAAUAAAGAAAAAAAGAAAGAAAAUGGAGACCCCGGAUUCACGUUCAAUCUCAAAGAGACCUGUUAGAAAGAGGGUAGCUUCAAGGAAUUACGACGAGAAUUUGAUGGAUGAGUUCAUAGAGGAGCAUUUGGGUGGUUCCGUGAGGAAGAGGAAUAGAACCAAGCAAGAUUUGGAGAAAGAAACUGAAACAGAGGCGAUGAUAGCACUUUCUUUGGGUUUCCCCAUUGAUGACCUUCUUGAGGAAGAAAGAAAGGCUGGAGUUGUAAGUGAACUAGAUGGGAAAGAGCAAAAUGAUUACAUCGUUGUGAGAAACCAUAUUCUUGCAAAAUGGAGGGAGAAUGUGCAAAUUUGGCUGUCCAAAGGAAAGAUAAGGGAAACUGUAAGUGGCGACUAUGAGCAUUUGGUGGCCAUAACAUAUGACUUUCUUUUGCAUAACGGGUAUAUAAAUUUUGGGGUUUCACCAUCUUUUGUAUCUAAUAUUCCUGAGGAACCUAGUGAAGGCUCUGUAAUUAUUGUUGGUGCUGGACUCGCUGGUUUGUCUGCAGCAAGGCAGUUGAUGUCAUUUGGAUUCAAGGUGAUUGUCCUAGAAGGUAGGAACCGACCUGGAGGGAGAGUUUAUACUCAGAAAAUGGGACGGAAGGGCAAGUUUGCUGCUGUGGAUCUUGGUGGCAGUGUCAUAACUGGUAUCCAUGCGAAUCCUUUGGGAGUUUUGGCAAGACAACUUUCCAUUCCGCUCCACAAAGUUAGAGAUAAGUGUCCUUUAUACAAGCCUGAUGGAGCUCCUGUUAAUGCAGCAGUUGAUUCCAAUGUUGAACUCAUUUUCAAUAAGCUACUCGACAAAGUUACUGAGCUAAGAAAAAUAGUAAGUGGAUUGGCUAAUGAUAUCUCGCUGGGCUCCGUUUUGGAGAUACUUAGACAAUUAUAUGCUGUGGCUAAAACUACAGAGGAAAGGCAACUUUUGGAUUGGCAUUUUGCAAACUUGGAAUAUGCAAAUGCUGGAUGCCUCUCAGAACUCUCUGCUGCCUAUUGGGAUCAGGACGAUCCUUAUGAAAUGGGUGGUGAUCAUUGUUUUCUUGCUGGUGGAAAUUGGGGUAUAAUCAGAGCACUGUGUAAAGGAGUUCCUAUAUUCUAUGGCAAGACUGUUCAGACAAUAAAGUAUGGAAAUGAAGGAGUUGAGGUCAUCGCCGGUGACCAACAUUUUCAGGCUGAUAUGGCCCUCUGUACUGUUCCUCUCGGGGUACUAAAAAGGAGAUCAAUUAAAUUUGAACCAGAGUUACCUGCGAAGAAGCUUGAAGCCAUUGAUAGGCUAGGAUUUGGGUUGCUGAAUAAGGUUGCCAUGGUAUUCCCUCAUGUUUUUUGGGGGGAAGACUUAGAUACCUUUGGUUGCCUCAACCAUCAUAGCCAUAGACGAGGAGAGUUCUUCUUAUUUUACAGUUACCAUACUGUUUCUGGGGGUCCAGUACUUAUUGCACUAGUUGCUGGUGACGCUGCUCAACUUUUCGAACGCACAGAGCCAUCCAUCUUAAUUCAUCGAGUUAUGAACAUUCUCAAAGGCAUAUAUGAGCCAAAGGGCAUAACAGUUCCAGAUCCCAUACAAUCCAUAUGUACAAGAUGGGGAAGUGAUCCCUUUUCUUUUGGCUCAUAUUCACAUGUUCGUGUUCAGUCUUCUGGCAGUGAUUACGACGUACUCGCAGAAAAUCUUGGAGGCCGGCUGUUUUUCGCUGGAGAGGCUACUAUUCGACAACAUCCAGCCACCAUGCAUGGAGCCUAUUUGAGUGGCUUAAGAGAAGCUUCUCGCAUUUCCCAAUCCAUGAAAGUGAGGCAAAACAAUCCAAGGAAGGCUGUUUUAAAGAAUAUCGGACCAAGCAAUGAUGUAUUAGAAGAGUUGUUCAAGAGGCCAGAUCUAGCAUUCGGGGAGAUCUUAUUUGUAUUUGAUCCCUUCACUUAUGAUUCUAAAUCUUUAGGACUCAUGAGAGUUACUUUUGCAAAAUCCAAUGAGGAACUUAAUACAGAACUAUCUUCUGGCAAGGAAGCAGAUAAUAUGCCUCAACAUUUGUUAAACCCACCACUGCAGCUUUAUACAGUUGUGUCCCGUGAGCAGGCGCUUGAGUUGCAGUUAGUGAAGGAGGGAAGUAAGUGUAAAUUGUCAUAUUUGUUUAAAAAUCUUGGGCUGAAGUUAAUGGGAGCUAAUGGAUUAGGAGUUGUAGGCAAUUCUUUGGUUGCUAACAUUGCUAAUGCUCGAAGAGGCAGAGGCCGGAAUCGAAGUUGUAUUGCCCAACAGAAUGCAGGCAAUGGUAAUAUUCAGCUACCUUAAGUAUAAGCUUGGCAUCCUCAAUAUAUCUUCAAUUUUGUGGAGGAAUGCAGUAAGGAUGGCACUCUUUUACGUCUUAUAUUGACGUUUCGCUGACCAGAAAAAAUAUUGGUAUGUUAGUUAGAGUCACAGCAAUUGCAUUCAUGUUGCUCGCUGGUAAAUAUUGUGCAACGGGCAACAGAGUAUGUGAAAAAGGAUCGACGAACACUCAGUUUGUCUGUUGGUUUUGUUGUGGAUAUUCUUUUGUAUGCUUGUCUUUUGUACUCCUGGAUAAUGCAAACUUUCGCGUAGACUAAAGAAUUUUUUGCUCCC